Messenger RNA from Clarias gariepinus (North African catfish), 2836 nucleotides. It is a transcript of the gene postnb, whose product is annotated as periostin, osteoblast specific factor b. Gene Ontology annotation, biological process: extracellular matrix organization; cell adhesion. The coding region runs from base 62 to 2584 and encodes 840 amino acids. Gene Ontology annotation, cellular component: extracellular matrix. The record is from RefSeq and is a predicted model, not a curated record. Gene Ontology annotation, molecular function: cell adhesion molecule binding. The transcript has 22 exons. NCBI's taxonomy places the organism in Eukaryota, Metazoa, Chordata, Actinopteri, Siluriformes, Clariidae.
CGUGUCCUCUCCUUGCAGAAAGCACUUUUCUCUCUGAGCUCCCUCUGAAGGAGGUGUCAGGAUGAAGCUCCUCUUUGCAGCUGCCUUUGCGCUCUUUGCGCUUUCUACCUUUGACCAGGUAGAUUCCUCUGCAUAUGAUAAAAUAUUAAGCCACAGCCGCAUAAGGGCAAAGAAAGAAGGUCCGAACGUGUGUGCACUCCAGCAUGUGUUGGGAACCAAGAAGAAGUACUUCAGUACUUGCCGUAACUGGUACCAAGGAACCAUCUGUGGAAAGAAAGCUACUGUUGUGUAUGAGUGCUGUCCAGGAUACACGAGACUGCAGGGUAGGCAGGGCUGUCCUGCAGUUUUGGCCAUUGACACUGUGUACAGCACACUUGGCCUGGUGGAUGCAGUCACCACACAGCAGUACUCGGAAAUGUCUAAACUUAAAGCGGAAAUUGAAGGACCAGGAUCUUUCACCUUCUUUGCCCCCAGUAAUGAUGCUUGGGAUCUUCUGGAUUCGGAAAUGAGGACUGCUUUGGUGAGCAAUGUCAACAUCGAGUUGUACAAUGCUCUGCACUACCACAUGGCUAACAAACGCUUCCUCACCAAAGAUCUGAAGGAUGGACUCACCAUCAAGUCUAUGUACAAUGACCUUACUCUCCACAUCAACCACUAUCCCAAUGGGGUGGUCACUGUCAACUGUGCCAGGAUAAUUUAUGGGAACCAGAUUGCCACCAAUGGAGUGGUCCAUGUCAUCGAUCGUGUUAUCUCUGCUGUGGGCAACACCAUUCGGGAUGUGCUUGAUGUUGACGAUGAUCUAUCCUCUCUGAAUACUGCGGUUUCCAAUGCUGGUCUGUUGGAGAAAUUGGGCAGGCCAGGACAUUUCACUCUGUUUGCUCCCACCAAUGAUGCCUUCUCUGACUUGGAGAAAGGAGUAUUGGACAGGCUCAUGGGUAACAAAGGUGCCCUCCAAGCCCUGGUCAAUUACCACCUCUUAAACUCCAUGCAGUGCUCAGAGGCCAUUAUGAGUGGCACCGCAUAUGAGACUUUGGAGGGCAGCAACAUCGAAAUUGGCUGUGAUGGAGACAGCCUCACUGUUAAUGGUGUCAAGAUGGUACUCAAGAAGGACAUCGUCACCAGUAAUGGAGUUAUCCAUCUGAUCGACAAGGUGCUCAUGCCAGACUCAGCUAAGCAGGUGAUGGAACUCGUUGGCUCGUCACAGGCCACCUUUGGUGAUAUGAUAUCAGAAUUGGGUCUCUCAGCGGCCAUGAAACCGAAGGCCGAGUACACACUGCUGGCUCCCCUCAACGUAGCCUUCAAUGAUGAGGUCAUGUCCAUGGACCAGAGUCUCCUGAGGGUCAUCCUGGAAAACCACAUCCUAAAGAACAAGAUUGUGUUAAGUCAGCUGUUUAAUGGCCAACGUCUGGAGACUCUGGGAGGAAAGUUCCUCCGGGUGUUCCUCUACCGCACAGCUGUCUGCAUUGAGAACUCCUGCUUGAUUCGAGGAAGCAAAGAGGGACUCAAUGGUGCUCUUCAUCUCAUGAAAAUUCUGAUCUCUCCACCUGAAUCCAACAUGUUCCAAUUGCUGAAAAAACAUGGCGGCUUCAGGAUCUUUUUGUCGCUGAUUGAGGCAGCUGGUCUGACUGAUUUACUGAAGCAGGAGGGAGAUUUCACCCUGUUUGCCCCAAGCGAUGAGGCUCUUGCUGGACUCAGUGAGAGAGACAUCAGCCUUCUGAAGAGCGAUCCCAAUGCCCUCAGAGCCAUCCUGCUGUACCACUUCAGCAAAGGCGUCAUCAUCGGUGGGGGCAUGGAGGCCGGAGUCACCAAUCUGCUCAAAUCUCUCCAGGGCAGUAAACUCAAAGUAUUGCUUGAAAAGGACGGCAUGAAGGUGAACUCUGUGCAGAUUCCCUCUGCCGAUCUCAUGGCUUCAAAUGGAGUCAUUCACGUCACCAAGAGCCUUCUGUUCCCUGAAGAUGUUCCUGUUGGAAGCCAGGACUUACUCUCACUCCUGAGAAGGUUCAUCACGUACUUCCAAAUCCAGUAUCAACCAGGCUACAGAUUUCAGGAGAUUCCACUGACAUUUAUGAGGAAAAUCAUCACAGGUCCUGAAAUCACAAAAGUAACUCGAGUCAUCCAUGGAGAGCCGAGCCUAACCAAGGUUACAAGGGUCAUCGAAGGUGAACCAAGCCUCACCAAGGUUACAAGGGUCAUUGGAGGUGAACCAAGUCUUACCAAGGUUACAAGGGUCAUUGAAGGUGAACCAAGCCUCACCAAGGUUACAAGGGUCAUCGGAGGUGAACCAAGUAUCACCAAGGUUACAAGGGUCAUCGAAGGUGAACCAAGCAUUACCAAGGUUACAAGGGUGAUUGAAGGGGCGCCAUCUAUUACCAAAGUCACAAGAGUUAUUGAAGGUCCUGAGAUCUUAUUCAGCAGCAUUGCCGAUAUGGAGCACAAUGGACCACAGACAGAGUUCAUUAAUUUGGAUGCAGAUGCAGAGAAAUUGACCCAAACCAUUCAUGAGGGAAAAAGAGUGCCAGGAAGGCGUGUACCAGCUGGAUCCCGGAGGAGAACCAGGAUGACCAGCCAGCCCAAGACUAAGUAAGACGGGGGGAAAAAAUGGACCCUUCAAUCUUUCAAAGUAAUCAGGGUUUUAAGCAAAUCACUUUUGUUUUAAAAGAAAAAAGGUGACCUCUCUUAAUAAGAUACUUUUGGAUGAGUCCGAUUAAACCUUGGUUUAAACCAAAGACAAACAAAAUUAUAUUGGCAGUCAGAUUUUGUUGCUUUGUUAAUCCAGAGAGGGAAAUUCACUAUUAAAUUGUCCCUGUGUAUGUACAUAUCUUUUUAAAUAGUUUUU